Owenia fusiformis is the source of this 1411-nucleotide messenger RNA. Lineage: Eukaryota; Metazoa; Annelida; Polychaeta; Sabellida; Oweniidae. The record is from the annotation of a GenBank genome assembly.
UUGGUUUUUCGCUUUUCCAAGAAAUGAUAGUUACACAAAGUAAUGCCAUUUCUCACUGAGGUGCAGAGUUCAACCUUUUGUUACUUCAACCUUUUGUUACAACCUUUUCCAUUCUCCAUUCUGCACCACCUUUUAGGAACUGUAGCAUUUUAAGCUGCUUUUCACCAUUUUUAGUUAUUUAAGGUUUUCUUUUUGUGUUUUAUGAACUUUAUUUGAUUUUUACUGUAUAACUCUUGUGACCCCAACUACCCAAGAAAGGUGUGAGACUCAGACAAAAAAAAUUGAAAACAGGAAAAAUCUGAAAAUCCACAAUUUUCUACUCAAAUCUACUGAUAUUGAUGUUGUAAACUUUCUUUUUACGUUUUGUUUCUUGGAAAAUGACAAAAAGCGCAAAAUUAACCCAGCAUGCAUUGCUUUAAAGUUGCAUCAUGGGAUAUCUCUACACCUUUCUUGUUGUAGGGGGUGAUGGGAGUCCCGCGCCGAACCCGAAUGAUCCAAUGAGCAGCACCGAAGUGUAUGCCUCCAUGAUUGGUCAAGAACUUGUGACAUCAUACCAGCAGGCUAUAUUGGCCAAUGGGGGAACACCACGCUCAGAUAGCUCAUCAGAAUCGAAACCAUCUCCACCAAUCAAAACAGAGCCAGUUAGAACUAAUGGAGUGCUCCCAGAUUCUGAAUUUUUCCGAGAACGCAAUGGACAUUUAUCACCGACAGAAAUAGCAGCUCUGAAUCAGCGGAAAUUAUCAACACGAGAAAGGGAAAGCCUGGAUUGCUCAAAUGGCCCAAUGUUAGAUACAUCCGAAGUUGCUUUACGUAUUAGAGACAUUUUAUCCUCGCAUAAUAUCGGGCAACGAUUGUUCGCUAAGCAUGUAUUAGGAUUAUCCCAAGGCACUGUUAGUGAGCUGUUGUCCAAACCUAAACAUUGGGAUAAACUUACAGAAAAGGGAAGAGAAUCAUAUCGUAAAAUGUACCAGUGGUCAUGUGAUGAUGCCAAUAUUAAUGAACUUAAAGCCAUAUCUCCGAAAAAAGGUGAGUUGUCAGACUGACAGGAAACCUAUCUUGUGAGGUUCUAUUACUGUACUCCGGGUAUUGUUCGCUUGCAAUUUAAUCUCGCUUUGUUCGCGAAUAUAGUAAAAUCACGAACAUUUAUCGUCGUGAAAUUUGUCUUAAAUCCCCGGGGAUUUUUACCCGGGACUUUUGAUAUGUUUUGUUCGGUGUAAAAUGUUUCGUUCAGUGUUGUUGGGCGAUAUUUCAAAAAAGGCCUAAAAUGUCUAACAUUUUGAAUUGGCUUAUUAGGCCAACAAAGGCAAGAACUGUUGAUGAUAAUGAUAUACUACAAAUUGAAGUUGAAAAAGCCAUUCAAGAAUAUUCAAAUAAAUGCCCUAAACGUGGGAAAUACAAACAUUAUUCGGAU